UCAUAUGUCCGAUGCGCGUCAGAUCGCAUUAUCAAGAUUGCUCUGGUCACGGCUAUGUUGAUUUACAAGCGUCACUUUUUCACGGGGAUGAGCCGACGCCGCACGCGAGUGAAUUUUUUGUGAAAGUUUGUGCGGAGUAGUGUUUCAUAGGGACUGGAUAGUUUUUUGAGACACCUAGGCGUGCCCCAGGUGGGGCUCCACCGCAAUGCCAAACUUAAUGCAUCUCCUUCAAAUGGCCAGAACAUGGCGAAUUGACACAGAAGAGCCAGCGUCACGUAUCAGUUCUUCAACGCCUAUAAUAACAGUGUUGCCGUCCGUUGAAGUUCCCGAAAAGAUAACCAUUUGCCCUGAUGAGAAGCCGGAAAAGGCCGAAACGUCGUCGCCAGAGCAGGACCGGAGUCGCACCAGCCCGCUGUCUUGGUUCAUGAAUUCACUCCGCAAUCUCCUUCCCUCUUCUGGAGAUAAGGGAGCCUCUCCCAGUGAGCUUCAAACCAUGCUGCCAUCUUCCGUCAAGGUCCACAGACUGAGUAACGCCACCAAGCCUCCAGAGGAUAACGGGGGCAUCUGCUUAAUGACCGAGAGUCCUUUCAGGAUACUACGGGUGGCUGAAUGUGGCAACUUAGAAACUUUCCAAAGACUAUAUUACGCCGACCCAGCAAGAUUAAGUAUUAAGGACAGCAGAGGAAGGACAGCGGCCCAUCAGGCGGCAGCAAAGAACAGGAUAAAUAUUUUGCAGUUCAUCUUGUCUCAAGGGGGCGAUCUUAACAAUCAGGAUAAUGUAGGAAAUACACCCCUUCAUGUUGCCGUGGAACAUGAAUGUCUCGACGCUGUGGAUUAUUUGUUGCAAGUGGGUGUAAAAACAAAUAUAUUAAAUGAGAAAAAGCAAGCGGCUAUACACCUGGUUACUGAGCUUAACAAGGUCAAGGUGCUGGAGGUGAUGGGGCGACAUAAAGAGAAAAUUGACAUCCUCCAAGGGGGUGAACACGGGAGGACAGCCUUGCAUAUUGCAGCUAUCUACGACCAUGAAGAAUGUGCUAGACUGUUGAUUUCCGUAUUCGACGCUUGCCCCCGGCGCCCCUGCAACAACGGCUACUACCCCAUCCACGAAGCCGCCAAGAACGCCUCCUCCAAAACUUUGGAGAUUUUCCUGCAAUGGGGCGAAGCACGCGGAUGUUCUCGAGAAGAGAUGAUCUCAUUUUAUGAUUCCGAGGGAAACGUUCCCUUACACUCGGCUGUUCAUGGGGGUGACAUCAAAGCCGUGGAGUUGUGUCUGCGGUCGGGAGCGAAAAUUUCCACCCAGCAGCACGACCUUUCCACCCCCGUACAUUUGGCCUGUGCUCAAGGGGCGACAGAUAUUGUGAAGUUGAUGUUCAAAAUGCAGCCGGAGGAGAAGUCGCAGUGUCUGGCAUCUUGCGAUGUACAGAAGAUGACACCUCUUCACUGCGCCGCGAUGUUCGACCACCCCGAAAUCGUAGAAUUCCUCGUCACCGAGGGCGCCGACAUCAACCCCGUGGACAAAGAGAAACGUUCGCCGCUCCUCCUAGCCGCCCUCCGCGGCGGCUGGCGCACCGUCCACACGCUAAUCCGAUUGGGGGCAGACAUCAACAUAAAAGACGUCAACAGAAGGAAUGUCCUGCAUCUGGUGGUAAUGAACGGGGGUAGACUAGAGCAGUUCGCUUCUGAAGUAAGCAAGGCUAAAUCGCAGUGUAGCCUGCUGCAAUUGCUCAACGAGAAGGACAUCACCGGGUGUUCGCCCUUGCAUUACGCCAGCAGAGAGGGUCAUAUAAGAAGUCUGGAAAAUCUGAUUCGGUUGGGGGCCACCAUUAACCUCAAGAACAACAACAACGAAAGCCCGCUGCACUUUGCAGCAAGAUAUGGCCGCUACAACACAGUCCGCCAACUCCUCGAUUCCGAAAAAGGCACCUUCAUAAUCAACGAAAGCGACGGUGAAGGCCUCACUCCCCUUCACAUAGCCUCCAAACAAGGCCACACACGUGUAGUUCAGCUCCUCCUCAACCGCGGUGCUCUUCUUCAUCGAGACCACAACGGCCGAAACCCUCUACAUCUAGCAGCCAUGAAUGGCUAUACCCAAACCAUUGAGCUUCUUCUAUCAGUUCACUCACACCUACUAGACCAAACGGACAAAGACGGAAACACAGCCUUACAUCUGGCCACCAUGGAGAAUAAACCUAACGCCAUAGCUCUUCUUUUAUCCGUGAACUGCAAACUGUUGUACAACCAGAUGGACAUGAGUGCUAUUGACUACGCCAUCUACUACAAGUUUCCAGAAGCAGCUCUAGCUAUGGUAACGCAUGAAGACAGAGCCGAAGAAGUUAUGUCGUUGAAGUCAAGCAAGCAUCCGCACGUUACGUUGGCUUUGAUUGCCUCAAUGCCUAAGGUGUUUGAGGCGGUGCAAGAUAAGUGUAUUACCAAAGCUAAUUGCAAGAAAGAUUCGAAGUCGUUUUAUAUUAAGUAUAACUUUGGGGCUCUGCAGUGCUCGAAUUUUUACGCAGAUGUGGAUCACAAAACUGGAGAUGCUUUAGCUAUUUCGAAACCAAUUCCUCUACCAGCUCUUAAUGCGAUGGUGUCCCACGGUAGGGUAGAAUUAUUAGCUCACCCGCUUAGCCAAAAAUACCUGCAAAUGAAAUGGAACUCCUACGGAAAGUACUUUCACUUGGCUAACGUUCUCUUUUAUAGUAUUUUUCUUGCAUUUGUAACCUGCUUUUCAUACGAAAUUAUGAGGCACGAUGAAGAUAAAUAUGCAAUGGCAAAUACUACUAACCUGACGCAUGACGUAAGUACCACAACUCUACUUAGUGCCUACUUUUUACAUCUGUAUUUUCUACAGGAAUAUGUAAGCGUUAGUAGAUCUAGCAUCUUGAAUGUCAAAAUCAGCAACGUAAUGUACAUGAGUGCUCUUGUUAUAAUAACCCACAUAAUCAUCAACGCUAUCAGAGAGAUGAUUCAAAUGUACCAGCAAAAGUACAUGUACUUUAUGGAUCCCAUCAAUUUGGUCACUUGGGUUCUCUACUCCUCGGCCAUCAUUAUGGUAUUUCCGAUUUUCUGGGGCACCAUGUACGAACUCCAGUUUUCGUGUGCUUCUGUCACCGUAUUUUUGAGCUGGUUCAACCUUCUUCUGCUCUUGCAACGUUUCGACCAAGUGGGAAUUUACGUCGUCAUGUUCCUCGAGAUAUUACAAACUCUCAUUAAAGUACUCAUGGUCUUCUCUAUUCUGAUUAUAGCUUUUGGUCUUGCUUUCUACAUUUUAUUGUCAAGGGUAAGUGCUUUACAACACAAUAGAGUACCUUUGUUUAUUAAUUUGUCUCAGGGUGACCACCUUUCCUUCAAGACCAUACCAAUGAGCUUAGUUCGCACUUUCUCCAUGAUGUUGGGUGAAAUUGACUUUCUGGGUACUUACGUCAAACCGUAUUAUCUGACCACGGAAGAUGAGAGAUCGUUCUUACCAUUCCCGCUACCAGCGUUUUUCAUCUUGGGUUUGUUCAUGGUACUAAUGCCAAUCCUUCUCAUGAACUUGCUCAUCGGUUUGGCCGUCGGUGACAUAGAGUCAGUACGAAGGAAUGCUCAGUUGAAGAGACUGGCAAUGCAGGUUGUUCUACACACCGAACUCGAACGAAAACUCCCAAAGAUGCUUCUGGAACGUGUCGAUAAAUGCGAACUCAUUGAAUACCCCAACGACACCAAAUGCAAACUCGGCUUUUUCGAUUCCAUUCUGCGCAAAUGGUUUGGGAACCCCUUUUCAGACGAAGGGUUCCACAGUAAACACAGACAGUUUAUCAAAUCAAGAUGGCGAUCUCAUGGUUUGGACAUGGUUAUGGAAAGCACUGAAGAUUACGUGGUGAGCGAACUGGAUAAAACCAAGAGAAAACUGAAAGAGAUUACCACGGCUCUAGAAACGCAACAACAGUUUUUGAGAUUAAUCGUCCAGAAGAUGGAAAUUAAGACAGAAGCGGAUGACGUCGAUGAAGGGGUUUCCCCAAACGAUCUGAAUCCUAUUUCGGGCCACGCUAGUAAAUGGACUUCGCCCAGAAUCCGCAAGAAGCUGAGGUCAGUUGUCAGCUUCAACAAUAAAGGCAGCACUUAGAAGUAGUUUUGUCAAUUCAAGUAUUCACAGCACUAUUGUUAGUUAAGUACAAUUUGUUCCCAAAUUUCUAGAUAAUUAUUAAAGACUUAAGCUUCUUUGAGAAAGUUGGUAUUCUACACACGAGAAGUUUUAAUGAAAGGGAAAAACCUAUUUUUCUAGGGGAAAAGACAUACCGAAUUAAGCCAUUGUUGUUAGAUGUUUUAAUGUUGUUGAGUAGGUACCUGAUAUAUUUAUUAUUAAUAAGUCUGGCAGAAAAUAUGACAACGUUGAAGUGUGGGACCACGUAACCUCUCCGAAAAGUUCUUUUUGAGAUUUGUUUAGUACGUCUGUUAGUCUGAAAUUAUUUUGCCAUAUUUUCUGUCUUUACGUCUAUUUCUGGAAUGAAUUUGAGUAGAAUUUUCCUUUAUUUAUUAUUUUAAGUAGAAACCUAAAUUAUAAAUGUGAUAUAAAAUGUAUUUCUUUUGUAAUAUAUGUUUACAUGUUUCAAAA
Molecule: messenger RNA, 4591 nt
Organism: Zophobas morio
Lineage: Eukaryota; Metazoa; Arthropoda; Insecta; Coleoptera; Tenebrionidae
Gene: TrpA1
Product: transient receptor potential cation channel subfamily A member 1
Exons: 16
Coding region: 206-4102 (1298 amino acids)
Biological process (GO): monoatomic ion transport; transmembrane transport
Cellular component (GO): membrane
Molecular function (GO): monoatomic ion channel activity; protein binding
Source: RefSeq, a predicted model, not a curated record